Candidula unifasciata is the source of this 771-nucleotide messenger RNA. Lineage: Eukaryota; Metazoa; Mollusca; Gastropoda; Stylommatophora; Geomitridae. The record is from the annotation of a GenBank genome assembly.
AUGGCAUCACAGCAGUAUCCAUCUCAAGGAGCUUAUCCUCCACCAGGUGCUGCUCCACCACCUUACGUGGCGUAUGACCCUGCACCUGCACCAGGACAUGUGCCACCACCACAGCCGCCACCACCAGCCGCCCAUGGAGCAGCUAAUGUCAAAGCUGAAAAGCCAGCACAGAAAGAGAAGAAAGGAUUUUUCAGUUCCUUCAUGAAGGAAGCAGAAAAAGUCGGCAAACAAAUCGGAGUGGAGCUGGACAAAGCUGGCAAGUCAAUUAAUGAAACUGUCGACAAGAAUUAUACUUCAGCCUUGCUGGAUCUGUUCAAAACAGGAAACGUAGUUCAGCUGAUCUCCAGGGUUACUGGGAAGACGGUCCAGAUUGUGGUCAAUCCUGUUGGUCAGCUGGUCAUUGAUGCUAAUGGACCUCUUGAUCCAAAUGCGUUUAACACCUUGUGGACGGUUACAAAUGAAGGCAACAACCAGGUUCGUCUCCACAACUUCAACAACUACAUCACCAUCGCUGAUGGUCUCAUUGUUGUCAAGACCUAUCCACCUGACACACCACAUGGCCUGGAGACAAAGUUUCAGCUGAUCCAGAUUCAGCAGCAGUUCAUCAUAUUUGAGUCACUGAAAGAAAAGACUCGCCAUCUGGCGUUCUUGCCUGCUGGGCAGCUGAAGCCUGCACUGGCUGCUGGCAAAGAGCCAGAUUCACACUUUGGGGUUAAACUUGUGUCUACAGCCUACCCAGUCAUCACUCCAGUUGUAACCAAACACAAGUGA